This is a messenger RNA of Xenopus laevis (African clawed frog), 3237 nucleotides long. RefSeq names its product isthmin 1, angiogenesis inhibitor L homeolog (gene ism1.L). NCBI's taxonomy places the organism in Eukaryota, Metazoa, Chordata, Amphibia, Anura, Pipidae. The record is from RefSeq and is a predicted model, not a curated record. Gene Ontology annotation, biological process: negative regulation of angiogenesis. Bases 845 to 2215 code for a protein of 456 amino acids. The transcript is spliced from 6 exons. Gene Ontology annotation, cellular component: extracellular region.
CAGUGGCACGGGGGUGGGAGCGCUCACACUAUAAGACCUGUCUGACACGCAGGGCGCUUAUAUGGGAAGUCAGAGCGGUGGAUUUAGGACGCACAGGAGUAGUGGGUGCGCGGCUGCUCCUCUCGGAUUUCUACUCUUGAUCGUGGGGGGCGUGGAAGGAGCGAAGAAUCGCAGCGGGAAAUCCAGAUCGGAUCGCAGGGAUGUUGAUGAUGCGGCUGCAGGGGGGAAGCUGAAUGAACCCGGGGAGACAUGUCCCUGUAUUGAGCCCUCCUGUCCCCCCCCCCCGCAACAUGGGCUCACCCGAGCAGCACCUGGACUGAUCCCCACGUGACUCCCCGGACACAUCUCAGUCGGACAGACAGACAGCCCGGAGCGCACGUGGAGCCCAGGACAAUAACAACAAGCCCGGAGCCUCACUAUUACUUCUACUCACAGGAACCCCCGCUCCGUUAUUGGAUCGUCCCAUUGGGGCUCCAAGAGAACAAGUGGAAAUAUUCCAGUGCUGCUGCCCGAGCCCAAUGAAUUGUCCCUAGGGGGGAGAAGCGCUUCAUUUCCCAGUGAUCCCGGGGUUACUCGGGGUGUUCUAUCUGCUUAUACCCUAAGGAGCUGCGUGUGAGUGCGGAUAGCGGACUCAGCUCCCUCUGUGCCCCGGGGCGCACGGACACCCCUCACCUCCCCCUUUCCUUGGAGUUUGGUUCCUUCCUGCCCCGCAGUGGCUCCGCGGUGCUGCUGCGGCGGUGGUGGUGGCGGUGGCUCCGCCCAGCCUGCUCCCCUAGACCCGGAAAACGGGGGUUCAACGAGCGUCCCCAGCGAGCGGGCGAUUAAAGCUGGACGCAUCAAGAGGAUGUUGCGACUGGCAGCGGAGCUUCUGCUUCUCCUGGGACUGCUCCUCCUCACCCUGCACAUCACUGUGCUCCGAGGCAGCCCCGAUAGCUCCUCCAACUCCAGCCACAGCCUCAUACAGGUCAGUCCAUUCCACAUACAGAAUGAACCCUCUUCUGAUAGCUUUUCAUUCAACCCGUCGGACAGGCAAGAGUAUCUGGACGAGGCUACGCGGAGGGCUUUCCCUAAACAUCGCCUCAUGACAAGUGGCCAUACAUCACUGCAACGAGAUGGGACGGGAUCCUUUCUUCUGGAUCUUCCCAAUUUUCCUGACCUCUCCAAAGUUGAUAUUAAUGGCCAAAAUCCUAAUAUUCAGGUCACUAUUGAAGUGGUUGAUGGACCUGACUCGGAGCCGGAAAAUGAAAUGCAAAAGGAGAACAUGCCCAGCUGGCCGGUUCCAUCACCUGACUGGAGAAGCUGGUGGCAGAGGUCAGCAACUUUGCCCCGUAUGAAUUACGGGGACCAGGAUUACAAAUACGACAGCACUACUGAGGACAGCAACUUCUUAAACCCUCUGGGAGGAAGGAAUAGACAAGUGCCCAGCCACCGAACAUUUGAUACAAAGGAACAGCCUGAGUAUGACUAUGUAGAUGGUGAGGGAGAUUGGAGCAGUUGGUCAGUGUGCAGUGUCACCUGUGGUAGCGGUAACCAAAAGCGCACCCGAACCUGUGGCUAUGCCUGUACAGCGACAGAGUCAAGAACUUGUGAUAUGCCAAACUGUCCGGGAAUCGAAGACACAUUCCGAACAGCAGCCACUGAAGUCAGCCUUCUGGCAGGGAAUGAGGAUUUCAAUGCUACAAAGCUGUUUGGUGUUGAUACUGACAGCUGUGAGCGAUGGAUGAACUGCAAAAGUGAAUUCCUCAAAAAGUAUAUGCACAAAGUGGCUAAUGACCUUCCCAGCUGCCCUUGCUCCUACCCAACUGAAGUGGCUUAUAGCACCGCUGAAAUAUACGAUCGGAUCAAACGCAAAGACUUUCGAUGGAAAGAUGCUAGUGGUCCAAAGGAGAAGCUAGAGAUAUACAAACCAACAGCAAGAUACUGCAUACGUUCCAUGCUCUCUCUGGAGAGUACCACUCUAGCUGCCCAGCACUGCUGCUUCGAUGACAGCAUGCAACUAAUUACAAGGGGAAAGGGAGCAGGCACCCCAAAUUUGAUCAGUGUAGAGUUUUCAGCAGAACUUCAUUAUAAAGUGGAUAUUUUACCUUGGAUUAUGUGCAAAGGGGACUGGAGUCGAUACAAUGAAGUUCGACCACCAAAUAAUGGGCAAAAAUGUACUGAAAACCCUUCAGAAGAUGAUUAUUUGAAACAGUUUCAGGAAGCCAGAGAAUUCUAGAGUUGGGCCAAUAGGGACUGAUAAAAUCUGUCGAAUUAGAUGCUUGUGGCAACGUCUGCUGGUAAUGGGUUAAUGACGUCGGUUGAAUACUGCUCGCUGUGUAUUUGCAGUAGAAGUGACCUUAAAUGACAUGUCACUGCUGGGUUCUCUACAGUUUCUUGCAACAAACUCCGUGUUCAUACCUUUUAUGUAUCAAUACAAACGAUAUGCAUUAUUAAGUGUAUGUCACCUAUAGAAACCAUAAAUGACAUGCGUUCAAGCAAAGCACCUCAUAUCUAUAUCAAGGUUGCCCCAUUGUGAACCCAGGAAAGAUCCUCCAUGGGCUCCGUAAAACUCCCUGUCUUCAUUACAAUCCAAUCAGCCAAUACAUUUCUAUAAAUAAUUGGCCAACUGCAUAAAAAGUGUGAUAUUAACAGCUCUGGCUCUUGGGAGACCCUAUGUUCGGUAGUUCUGGUCUUACUGAAGCAAAUUGGAAAGAUUUAAGGCUUAACCCCACCAUAUGGAUUUGGCGUUUUGUUACGUGGUGUUUGAAAAGGACUAUGUCAACGGGAAACUCAGGAUUUCAGGGUAGCUCUUGGCUUGUGACUUUUUCAGGGACUAUUCAAUAUUGAGAAAUGUGGCACUUUCUUUAAAAGGAGAUACAGACAUAGGUUUGUCUUCUUGUUUUACAUGGAUAUAGUACAUAUGGCUCACAUUAUUUUAUUUUUGUAGGCAUGAACCAAACUCAAGUUUAAAAAAAAAAAAAAAAAGAAGCUAUUAUCGGGUUCAUCUUUUAUUGCUGUUUACAAAUACUGCAAUAUUUUUGUAAAGUAUUUAUUAAGUUGUAGUUCUAUAUCAUGCGCUGGGCAUGGAACUGUUUUAUUGUGUUUUUAAAAGCAUUUUUUUUGUUUCUAUUGGAAUAUGGUCAGAAAUGUGGGAUAUUGCCAACCGAUCUGAAGCUGAAAGUGUUUUACCUAGAGGUCUGGAGAUGGUAAAUAUAAAUAAAACAUCAGAACAAUAGCUGCUUCAUAUACAUAUAUUUA